Molecule: messenger RNA, 1023 nt
Organism: Schistosoma bovis
Lineage: Eukaryota; Metazoa; Platyhelminthes; Trematoda; Strigeidida; Schistosomatidae
Source: the annotation of a GenBank genome assembly
AUGAAGGUUGUGGAUAAUAUAGUCCAAGAAAUGGGCUGUGGGGAACAGUGUGAAGUGACUCUUACAUCUGACUACACCUUCACAGAUUUGGAGAAGACAUUUUUGAAAAUCGAUGAUGCAUGUUUCCACAAAAUAUUGUUUAACAUAUAUCUCCAAGAUGUCAAAAAGCUUGCAGAGUUUUGGCAAAUGUCUGAAAGUGAAAAGUUUAUUGUUGCUGAUGUGAUGAAAUAUCGUGGUAAUAAACUUCUGAAUACUGGAUUGUUGGUUCGUGCAUUCAAUUGCUACAAAAAAGCUAUUAGAAUCCUAGAGGGAAGCAUCAGUGUGACUGACCGUAACUACACCGAUCCAACGAUGCCAGAUUAUCAGUUGUCAAAACCUAGCCCACGUCAUUUAUUGGCUAUUUGCCUAUCGAACGCAGCCCACUGCCUGUAUAAAUUUGGGACAACAUGCACUGUCAAUCCAAAGAAGUCUCGAUUCGAUUACCUUUCUGCAUGUAUCAAAUGCUGUGAGCGAGCAGUCAGUCUUGAACCAAACUAUAUAAAGGCUUGGUUCCGUAUAGCCAAAGUUCAUGCUUUAUUAGGGAACUAUGAAGAAGCGCUUACAACUGGACAAAAGUGUCUUACAUCUAUCGAUAAAAACACAUAUGACUCUAAAUGGAUUAGCGUCGAUGAACGCACAAAAGUGGAUAUCAGCAACAAGCUCAAGAAACUGCUAUCAGAAUGGCGCGCUUCAUUAGAUAGUGAAGAGAAAAUCGAAAGAUCGAUUAUUCGGGACCGAACAAUUAAAAAGUACUCAUCUUAUGGAGAUUGGUGCUAUGAUGAACUGGAUGAAAUAGAAAAAUUGCCUAUUUCAGUAUGGUCGAAUGAUCUAGCAGAGAAUAUGAUGUCUCUUCAUGAAGAGCUUGAAGCGUUUGGAGAGAAAAUGCCUGAAUUUGAGGCUUGCCGAACAAGGGGUAAAGGUCGAUUAACAACAAUUCACGAUGAAGACACCGAUGAAGACAGUUUCCAAGAAAAUGUGGCUUAA